Molecule: messenger RNA, 1247 nt
Organism: Carassius gibelio (silver crucian carp)
Lineage: Eukaryota; Metazoa; Chordata; Actinopteri; Cypriniformes; Cyprinidae
Product: cyclin-Y-like protein 1
Exons: 10
Coding region: 1-1020 (339 amino acids)
Biological process (GO): regulation of canonical Wnt signaling pathway; regulation of cyclin-dependent protein serine/threonine kinase activity
Cellular component (GO): plasma membrane
Molecular function (GO): cyclin-dependent protein serine/threonine kinase activator activity; protein kinase binding
Source: RefSeq, a predicted model, not a curated record
AUGGGAAAUACAGUGUCCUGCUGCGUGUCCCCCAGUGGGAGCCCCAAACUACCCCGGCAGGUGGAGCGUCUGGAGGACUAUCAGAUCAACACAGACCUGAGCGAUGACACCGGUCCAUACUUGCAGCACAUCAGUGACCGAGAGGUGCCCGAUGAUCUGGCUUUAGAGUCCAACCCAUCAGAUCAUGCCCGUGCCAGCACGAUCUUCCUUAGCAAGUCACAGACGGAUGUACGGGACAGGAGGAAAAGCAACCACAUAAACCAUGUCUCACCUGGGCUGCUUUCGAAGAAGUACAGCUCCUGCUCUACGAUAUUCAUUGAUGACAGUACUGUCAGUCAGCCCAACCUGAAAAGCACAAUCAAAUGUGUCACACUAGCAAUAUAUUAUCACAUUAAAAACAGGGACUCUGAUAGGUCAUUGGACAUCUUUGAUGAAAGAAUGCACCCCUUAUCUAGGGAGCAGGUUCCUGAUGAUUACUCACGCACAGACCCCGAACACAAACUCAUCUACCGAUUCGUCCGGACACUGUUCAGUGCAGCACAGCUCACAGCCGAGUGUGCGAUCGUCACUCUGGUAUAUUUGGAGAGGCUGUUGACGUAUGCCGAGCUGGACAUCUGCCCAUCUAACUGGAAGAGGAUCGUUCUGGGAGCCAUCCUACUGGCCUCGAAAGUCUGGGACGAUCAGGCCGUGUGGAACGUCGACUACUGUCAGAUCCUCAAAGACAUCACUGUUGAGGACAUGAAUGAGAUGGAGAGACAUUUUCUGGAGCUGCUACAGUUUAACAUUAACGUGCCGGCCAGCGUCUACGCCAAGUAUUACUUUGACCUGCGCUCUUUAGCAGACGACAACAACCUGAGCUUUCCUUUGGAACCAUUGAGCAACGAACGCGCACAGAAAUUAGAGGCUAUCUCAAGACUAUGUGAGGAUAAGUACAAGGAUCUGAGCAGAGUGGCCAUGAGGAGAUCACUCAGUGCAGAUAACCUAGUGGGCAUCCGCAGAUCCAAUGCUGUUCUUUCGUAGGGCUUUUUCUUGGAACAACGGCCACUCCAAGACCAAUUUGAAUGGACAGAACUCGUUCUUUGCCCCACCUUUGGCUGUGACGUUAUGCAGAACACCAUAGAGACAAAAACAGACUGGUUUCUUUUGUUUGUUUUUUGCUUACUAUGUAGGCUACUAGCUGUGAACUGUCAGUUUUUAAUUGAAAUCAUUUGCAGAUGGAGUAUUUUAAAUAAACACUAAUCAUGUGA